AUGAUUGUGCAGAUGGAUAAAAUGUCUGCUCCUCCUUCUCGGGAUCGUGCUCAAUGUCUGUAUGAGAAGCACAACAUAGAAUAUGUGUUGUGGCAAUUGCACUAUAGGCGUAUUGAGGAACUGAGAGCUCACUAUAAUGCUGCCCUUAAUGUUGCUGGCUCAAACUCAUCUAAGGUUCCUACCCGCCCUGAUCAUGGCAGGGAUGGCAGAGUUGUUAUGGAGAAAGAUGAGAAGAAAUCUCCUGAUAUCAAGAAAGGAUUGAUUUCUUGCCACCGGUGUUUGAUAUACCUGGGUGAUCUUGGGAGGUACAAAGGACUAUAUGGAGAUGGUGAUGCUAAAACACGCGAGUAUGCUGCUGCUUCGAGUUACUACUUGCAGGCUGCAUCUCUUUGGCCAUCAAGUGGCAAUCCACAUCACCAGCUUGCUAUUGUGGCAUCAUAUUCUGGUGAUAAGGUGGGGGCAGUGUACCGUUACUUUAGGAGCCUGGCAGUUGAUAAUCCUUUUAUGACAGCACGAGAUAGUCUGAUUGUUGCUUUUGAGAAGAGAGUGUGCAGCCAUUUGUUUGUGGCCUUUCUUGUGAGAUGUAAAGGGGAGCCAAAAGGUGGAUCUAAAAUUCCAUGUGUUGAAGCUGAUGGUUCCAGGGAGAAGGAAACUGAUGUUAAUGAGAUUCGUAAAUUAUUUUGCAUUCGAUUUAUCCGUCUAAAUGGCAUUCUUUUCACCCGCACGAGCUUGGAGACAUUUACAGAACUUCUCGCAUCAGUCAGUAGCACUUUCCUUGAGCUUCUAUCCUCUGUUCCGGAAGGGAAGUCAAAUUUUGGAGCAGACACUGUUGAUAAUGGACUUUUUAUUGUUAGAUUAGUCUCUAUCCUUGUAUUCACUGUUCAUAAUGUUAAGAAAGAGGCUGAAGGUCAGAGUUAUGCAGAGAUUGUGCAGUGUGUUGUUCUUCUUCAGAAUGCAUUUACUGCUGCUUUCGAGUUAAUGGGACAUGUAUUGGAGAGGUGCGAGCAACUUAAUGAUCCUUCUUCAAGUUACUUGUUACCUGGAAUUCUGGUAUUUGCGGAGUGGUUGGCAUGUUGCUCUGAUAUUGAUGGAAGUGGUGAUGCAGAUGAGAAAAUGGUUGCCAUAAGGUCCAAAUUUUGGAGGUGCUGUAUAGCUUUCAUGAACAAGAUCUUGUUCUUUUUGCCAAUAUCCCUUGAUGAUAAUGAAGACGAUACGUGCUUCAAUAACAUGAUCCGGUAUGAAGAUGGGGAAUCUUGGAACAUGCUUGCUUUAUGGGAAGACUUAGAGUUGAGAGGGUUUUUGCCAUUUGUCCCUGCACAAUCCAUUUUGGACUUCUCCAGGAAAUACCAAUUUGCAACUGACGGUUCUCAGGAAAGGAUGGCUCGCAUUAAGAGGGUUCUUGCUGCAGGGAAGGCAUUAGCAAACCUGGUGAAGGUUGACCAGAAACCAGCCUCCUUUGAUUCUAAGAUGAAGAAAUUCGUUAUAGGUGUUGUGCCUCUUGUUUCUGGUGAUGAUGCCUUGUUCAACGCUGAUUCUGGAAUGUCAAAAGCAACUAACUUGAUACAGGAAUAUAGUCCUGAGGAAGCUAUCAGUUUUGGAGCCUUGAAUACAAACCCCCAGCGAUGUGUGGAAGGAGAAGAGGACGACGAAGUAAUUGUUUUCAAGCCCUUGGUGACUGAAAAGCAAAAUGGUGGUUUAAACCCAAAGCCUACUCCUCACGAGAGCUCAAGGCCCAUUAGAAACCUUUCUGCUGCUGAUCCACAAUUUUGUGGUGGCUCUGUCUCUGCCGCGAUCGAUAAUGAGCUCAUUCCUGCUGCUUUCAACGGACAUCCUCAAAUAUCAACAUCUGCAGGUGUAGUUGGCACUCAGCAUCUAUCAGCAAUCCAUCCUCCAUCUACUUCAAAGUGGCCGAGGGAGGAAGCUGCGCUGCUUGCUAAUAGCAUGAAAAGUGUCAGGUUCAGGGAGAAUGGGCACGCAGCUGGCUAUGAGAUGCAGAAAGAUUUCCGUGUAGCCCAUUUGCCAGUGUCUACCUCCGUUCCAAUGCAACCACCACCUGUGAAUUUUGGUACUACUGGCAUGAUCUCGAAUAAAAUAAAAGUUCCAUAUGCAACCAUUCUGUCCAAGGUUGAUACUAUUAAUUCUUCUGGAAUGUACCCUGAAAGUUUUGAUGUGCAGGCAUUAGCUGGCAUGGAAAAUGGUUUUAGGAGGAGCCCUAUAAGCCGGCCUGUGAGGCAUCUUGGCCCUCCACCUGGUUUUACUUCUGCCCCACCGAAGCAGGUGACUGAAUCUUUUUCUGGUUUAGAUUUGACUACCGAGAAUCCUCUAGCAGAUGAUUAUAGCUGGUUGGAUGGCUAUCAUUUGCCGUCUUCAACCAAAACCUCAAGGUUUAGUGGUUCAACCAGUCUCUCUUCCUAUCCCACACUUCAAUAUGCCAGCAUCAAUAAUGGAUCAACAGGGGCAGACAACUUUCCAUUCCCUGCAAAGCAGCUGCCAGGAUCUUAGGUACAGUUGGAGCAGGAAACAGGUUGGGAGAAUUUUCAGGCUUUUGAGAAUUUAAGAGCCCAGCAACAGCAGCAUCUGCAGCAACAACAACUCUUGAAUGGAAAUCAGCAAUUUACGACAACGCAUGUGCAGUUUGAUGGACACUCCAUGUGGAACGGGCGCUAUAUCGUGUGAGAUUGGUGUGAAGCAGAUAUGGGGAAGAUGAAAAGUUUGGAACUCCAGGUGGAUAUGCCUAAGGGUGGUUUUAUGGGCUUUCUUUCUUGAAGUUGCUAUGAACUGAUCUCUUUUCUUAAGAAGGUUCUAAGAAUUGGCUUUCGUGAAUCUUGCAGUAUCCUUUUGCUACCGAGUGUGCACUCCGACUUUGCAGCUGUAUCAAAUUUCCAAUUUCAAUUUUUGUUGGAGGAUGGGUGGCCUUGGCUCCUUGCUUGGCUCUUGCCACUAGACAGGAGAAGACAAAUAUUUGCAACAUCGUCUAUGAAAUGGAACUUUCAAGAAGUAGAAGCCUUAUUUGGUUACUUGGGUUUGGAGAUAGAGUCGAGCUAAUAAGAUCAGUUUGAACGUUGGGCCUAAUAUUUGGAAGGAAGAAUUGGUGAGAUAAAAACCACGUGGUUUCCCUUCUACGCCAAACUGUUGGGCUGCUCUAGGUAGUUGUCUAAGGUGCUGGAUUGUAUCAUCUUGACAACUGAAUUUGGGACAUGGCGAAUGUGAGUGGAAUCUUUGGCAUGUCGCUUUCAGAUCUCCAAAUACUGGAUGGGUGCCUAGGUAUGUCCUCAAUAUCGCAAGUUUGUCUGUGGCAUGGUGAAGAAUGGUGGAAGCCUGAUCGUAUGUUGAGGUCCGGGGAGUUAAUUAUAUGU
This is a messenger RNA of Linum tenue, 3356 nucleotides long. The record is from the annotation of a GenBank genome assembly. NCBI's taxonomy places the organism in Eukaryota, Viridiplantae, Streptophyta, Magnoliopsida, Malpighiales, Linaceae.